CUGGCAUGUACGUCUGUGUGGCCACCAACAUGGUGGGCGAACGGGACAGUGAGCCGGCCGAACUGGUGGUCUUUGAACGCCCCACGUUCAUCAAGAGACCUGUAAACCAAGUGGUGCUUGCAGAAGAUACUGUGAAUUUCCACUGCGAGGUGCAGGGGGACCCUGUGCCGACGUCUCGCUGGCGCAAGGAGGAAGGAGAGCUUCCUCGAGGGAGAUCUGAGAUCCAGAAUGACAACACGCUGCGCAUCAGCCGGGUGAGUGCGGAGGACGAGGGCACCUACACCUGUGUGGCAGAGAACAGCGUGGGCAAAUCUGAAGCCUCCAGCUCCCUUAGCGUCCAUGUUGGCCCAUUCCUUCCUCCUCAGUUAGUGACCCGGCCUCGGGACCAGAUUGUAGCACAAGGCCGCACUGUGACCUUUCAAUGUGAGACCAAAGGAAACCCACCUCCAGCCGUCUUCUGGCAAAAGGAAGGCAGCCAGAUCCUGCUUUUCCCCAGCCAGCCCCCUCAGGCCAUGGGACGUUUUUCUGUAUCUCCAAGCGGCGAGAUGACCAUCGCGGAUGUGCAGACCUCUGACUCAGGCUACUACAUGUGCCAGGCCAUUAGUGUGGCAGGAAGCAUCCUGGCCAAAGCUCUCCUGGAGGUGGAAGAUGUGACAUCAGAUCGUAUUCCACCCAUCAUUCGCCGAGGACCAACCAAUCAAACCCUUGCCAUAGAUUCUACAGCACAGCUGCAGUGUCAUGUGACCGGAAACCCCCUGCCCAGUAUCCAAUGGCUGAAAGAUGGACAAAGGAUUGUGGGCAGCGACCCAAAAGUCAGUCUGUUAGAUAAUGGAACCCUACAGAUUACAAACCUACAGGUUUCAGACUCCGGACUGUAUGUUUGUGUUGCAACAAGCUCCACCGGUGAGACGACAUGGAGUGGGUUCCUGGCAGUGCGAGAAAAUGGGGCUGACCUCCAGAUGCAGGUCCCAGAGCCAAGCCUUCUCCCAGGGCCGCCGUCUGCACCUCUGGUCACCGACGUCACCAAGAACAGUGUUGCUUUGAUUUGGAAGCCGAACCCUGUAAGCGGAGGAGCCACAGUCAGCUCUUACAUAAUAGAAGCAUUCAGUCAGUCAUCGGGGAGCACGUGGCAGACAGUGGCCGAUAACGUGAAGGUGGAGAAGCACACGGUCAGCGGCUUGAACCCCAACACCAUCUACCUCUUCCUCAUACGGGCUGUCAACAUGUAUGGCCUGAGCGACCCCAGCCCUGUCUCGGAGCCGGUCCGCACGCAAGAUGUGAGUCCCACCCGGCAGGGAGUAGAUCACAGGCAGGUGCAAAAGGAACUCGGCGAGGUUGUGGUCCAGCUGCAGGAGCCCGUCAUCCUCACCUCCACCACCAUCCAAGUGACAUGGACCGUGGACCGCCAGGCUCAGUUCAUCCAAGGCUACCGAGUGAUGUACCGGCCCAAGAGCAGUGCCUGGCUGGUGCAGGACGUGAAGUCGCCCACUGAACGAAGCACUGUUCUGGUGGAGCUGCACAAGGGCCAAGAAUAUGAGAUCAAAAUCCGCCCAUAUUUCGAUGAGUUCCAGGGCAUGGACAGCGAAGUGCUGCUAGUGCGCACCCCAGAGGAAGCUCCUAGUGCCCCUCCUCAGGCAGUUACCGUAGUAACCGUGGGGAGCAGCAACAGUACCAGCAUCAGCGUAUCGUGGGAGCCGCCCCCUCCUGACGCUCAGAACGGCAUCAUCCAGGAUUACCGGGUUUGGUGUCUAGGCAAUGAGUCUCGUUACCACAUUAACAAGACGGUGGACGGCACGUUGCGGUCGACAGUCUUGCAGGGCUUGGUGCCGGGCAUGCUGUACCGCACGGAGGUGGCGGCAGCCACCAGCGCAGGCAUUGGUGUGAGGAGUGCACCCGUCACCAUUCAGAUCAAGCCCUUGCCAGACCAGGACUCGGUGUCCGUGAGCAACGGGGACAGCGUGAGCCUCGCCGAGCAGAUCACCGAUGUGGUGAAGCAGCCGGCCUUCAUUGCUGGCAUCGGAGGAGCCUGCUGGGUCAUCCUGAUGUGCUUCAGCGUGUGGAUCUAUUGUCGCCGGAAGAAGAGGAAGGAGCUGAGUCACUACACGGCCUCCUUUGCAUACACGCCAGCAGUCUCUUUCCCCCAUGCGGAUGGGCCAGCACGAGGCAGUGGCAGGCCUGGCAUGCUGGCCAUGGCUACAAGUACUUCCAGCUAUCCGUGGCUGGCAGACUCGUGGCCAGCCCCAAAUCUGCUCCGGAAUGGGAAGGCAAAGGAACCCGGAGUGGCCUGCUGCACAGGAAACCACAAUGCCACGGAGAGAUAUUACAACAAUGCUGGGAUUUCCAACUACAUCGCACAGACCGAGAAAUUCGGAACGGGGGUGUCUGACGGGCCCAUUUACAGCACCAUUGACCCUGCCAGCGACGACAUGAGGACGUUCAAUGGGGCUUUUUCCCAGCACACCACCCCAUACGCCACGACACCCGUAGUGCCAUACGGAGCGACACAUUUGCAUUCGCCGGAGGAAGAGGAGAGCCCGUGGAAUGCCCCUCCUGGGGUCUCCGGCAUCCAGUAUGCCCAGCCUGAGCGGGGCAGGGCUGAGAGCGUUUCUAAGCCUGGGAAACAGAAGUUGAUGGGAAAGCCGGUGAAGACGCCAUCCUUGAACUGGACCGAAGUGCUUCCUCCACCACCUUCCGCCAGUGAACUGAGUCAGUAUGUGGAAGAAGAGGAGGAGGAGCAGGAGGAGACAGAAGUCAAUUCAGAGGUAGAGGAGUGGUGCCCACCCCUGCCAGAAAGGACGUACCUGAUGGAGAACAUCCAGGAAGAGGAGUGUCCUCCUCCCCCACCUCGUGGAGAUGCCUCCUCUCCCGCUAACUCCUAUGGUCAGCAGUCCACAGCCACGUUGACCCCCUCACCCCGAGAUGAGAUGAGAGCUUCCGAGGACAUCCCCAGACUACACCACUUUGAGAUUCCACACCUGCCCAGGCGGCUACCCAAUGGCUCGGGGCCAUCGCCCAGGGCCUUGAGUCCUCCUUUGACUCAGUCCAACCCAAACCUAAAUGUGGUCGAAGAGGGACCCGAAGGCAGCGCUCCCAAGCAAGGCCAUCGACGUAACCUGAGCCAGACUCCAGCGCACAGUGCAGAGAAUGUUGACUCCCCGGGAAUAGGAAAACCCCAGCCCAGCCCAGGAGACAUGCCUCUCCCGCCAGGGCAGAAAGCAAAAGGCAAGAAGAAAUCCAAGUCUAGCCACUACCGUCGAGAGAAGAAACAGGGAGAUCUCCCACCACCCCCCUUGCCACCUCCAGCAGAAGACCUCAGCUGCUCUGUUCCGGACAGCGCAUCGCGACUGGCCUGCAACACCUCCUCUCUGGAGAAGGACCUGAACGGUGCCUCAGUCAUGGAGCGGAAGGUCACUCCUCGCACAGUGGCAGGACAGCACUACCACCAGCACCGAGACGAGGAGGAAAUCAUCCCAUACAGCAAGCCCAGCUUUCUCUCCCGAAGCCAGGUGUCAAGCAAUUGCUCCACAACAGGAAGCUCUUCUUCCAGGGGGUCAACGGGAUCUAGAGGUCACGGGUCAGGACGCAGCCGGACAGCAGGGGAUCGCAGCGAGGAGAAGAGAUGAAGCCCAACGGAGUCAGCAUGAGCAACGCAAGACCUACAAACCCAGCACUCCGUGGACUUUGGGCUGGGGGGUUCCUGUGCUUCUAAUUUAUGACCCUCCAGAAGGAGCCGCAUGGCCUGGCCCCUUGUAAAUACGUUUGCGCCUGGGAGCCAAGGAAGCUGUAUUUAUAAACCAGGAGAAAGGGACGACUGAGCCUGUGGGCCUGAUUUUUGGAAACGUUGGCAUUUCUGCAAGCGGAGGGCUUGUGCCCAGCGGGAGGGGGGGAUGGGAGACGGCGGCAGGGGAAGGGAGUUUGCCUGUGGUCAGCCCGCUCAGGAUGGGCAGAGAGAGCAGCCCGGCCAUCUAAGCACAGGCUCCGACACUGCCCAGGGCGUUCCGCCUUGCCCUGCCCCAAGGCAGGGAGCAGCAGGUGUUUCUUUGAUAGAUCAUGAACCCUUUUGUAAAAUGACCAAUAAAGCUGUUUGUUA
This is a messenger RNA of Gekko japonicus, 4090 nucleotides long. RefSeq names its product roundabout guidance receptor 3 (gene ROBO3). The coding region runs from base 6 to 3623 and encodes 1205 amino acids. Gene Ontology annotation, cellular component: plasma membrane; axon. The transcript has 26 exons. Gene Ontology annotation, biological process: axon guidance; cell-cell adhesion. NCBI's taxonomy places the organism in Eukaryota, Metazoa, Chordata, Lepidosauria, Squamata, Gekkonidae. Gene Ontology annotation, molecular function: protein binding. The record is from RefSeq and is a predicted model, not a curated record.